Drosophila mauritiana is the source of this 1869-nucleotide messenger RNA. RefSeq names its product facilitated trehalose transporter Tret1-2 homolog. The record is from RefSeq and is a predicted model, not a curated record. Gene Ontology annotation, cellular component: membrane. Gene Ontology annotation, molecular function: transmembrane transporter activity. NCBI's taxonomy places the organism in Eukaryota, Metazoa, Arthropoda, Insecta, Diptera, Drosophilidae. The coding region runs from base 184 to 1539 and encodes 451 amino acids. The transcript has 6 exons. Gene Ontology annotation, biological process: transmembrane transport.
UUUUGGUCAGCUAGUAAAUUUUGGGCUUCUUUCUUAGGUGUAAAGCUUUAAAAUCGAGGGAGUGCAUUCUUUAUAAUAUGAAUAAUAUCAUGAUUUCUAGUGUUAGGCAACGAUAGAAUAUGAAAAUCUGUAGCAGACGCACCCGCUGGCAGUUACUUUCCACCAUGAUACGUGGUGUGCAUUAUGUCGUUGACUCAUGGGAUAUCCCUAGGAUGGUUCUCGCCCACUCUGCCCACUCUCAUCUCGGACAACAGUCCAAUUGGCCAUCCCAUUGACAUCAGCGAGGUGAAGUGGUAUUUCAGCAUAGUGAAUUUAGGUGUAAAUUUAACUUGCAUCAUUGAGAUUUCCAGGAUCGGUGCUGCUUUUGGAAUUGGGUGUCUGAUUUGUAAUAUGGUAAUUUGCGUCCCGGUCUCGUAUAUCGGAAUUAAGAAGUGCAUGUACUUUGUGCCCCUACCAAAUAUCCUUAAUUGGAUCUUGAUCUACUUCGCAAGCAAAUCACUGUAUUUUUAUGUGUGCCGCGUCCUUUUGGGGUUUUCUGGUGGCACUUUGGUGGUUUGCUUUCCUGUAUUUAUCGCGGAAGUAUCUGAUAAUAGCGUUCGUGGAACUCUAGGCUCUUUUUUUAUGAUGACACUCUGUAGUGGCAUCACAGUGGGAUUUGUGUUGGUCUAUUGCCUAUCCUACCAUGUGCUUCCGUGCGUCGUCGUUUUCCUGCCAAUUCUAUAUUUGUGCCUCAUCAUUCCGCUUCCUGAGCCUCCACAGGACCUUCUGAAACGGGGUUAUGAAGAAAAGGCCGAAAAGUCCUUUUGCUUUUACAAGAACUUAUCGAAGGAUCCAGCGCAACAGGCCGAAAAUAAAGCUGAAUUUGACAUAUUGCGGAAUAAAGUUCUCGCCAGCGGCAUAACCGAAAAGAUUACUAGUGCUGAUUUCUUUAACAAGGUCUCGGGAAAAGCAUUUGGACUGAUCGCCGUUUUGCUGCUCUCCAAUCAGAUGUCGGGCUCCUUUGCCAUCUUCAACUAUUCGUCGACCAUCUUCGAGCAGCUCGGUAGCAGGAUGGAGCCCAAUCUAUGUGGCAUAUUUCUGGGUGUUGUGCAGAUUUUUGGUUUGAUCAGCGCCGUUUUGCUGGUGGACCGCGUGGGUCGUCGGCUCCUUUUGAUCCCAUCGCUGGCCGGAAUGGGUCUGGCUGAGCUGGGAGUGGGUCUGCUGAAGUCCUUUGCCUCGCAGGACUUUUUACACAACAAUGGUUGGAUUGCACUAACCCUAAUGGGCAUUGUGUCCUUCACGGCGUCAGCGGGCAUAGUGGCUCUUACCUUUGUUAUCAUAGUUGAGCUUCUGCCCUUUAAGAUUCGCGCCCCUGGCAUCUCCAUCAGUAUGUGCGGACUCAGUUUAUCCGUAUUCAUUGCCCUCAUCACUUAUCCCGUCCUGAUCAACGAUUAUGGAGUGCAUGUCACAAUGUUUGUGUCGGCGAGUUUCUGUCUACUAGGUUUGAUAGUUCUGGGAAUAUUUUUGCCUGAGACCAGGGGCAAGAGCAUUACCCAAUAAUGGGCUAAUUAAGUAGAACCAGUACAUAUCGAAUUCACGUAGUUUAGAUAAGUGAUAAAAAGCUAGGUUUGCGAAAUCGAUCCUAAGUGAUAGCGAUAUACUUCUAGCAACAAGCCAUAACAAAUAAAAGCAAGCGUAUUGCUAAGAGAUAAACCAUUGAAAUAGGUUUCGAUUUGGAAUAAGAUAUUUAUUAAAAAACUCUGGAAUCUCUUGGAGUCAUUUUCUGAUAGAUGUCUCAGUUUUAUAAUCUUCCUUUAGAGUAAAAAAAAGAGAAAAUGUAUAAAAAUUCAUAAUAAAUGUGUAAAUGCAAAUAGCUCAAAUAAAAUCCAA